Messenger RNA from Neocloeon triangulifer, 3065 nucleotides. RefSeq names its product glucose dehydrogenase [FAD, quinone] (gene Gld). Gene Ontology annotation, molecular function: oxidoreductase activity, acting on CH-OH group of donors; flavin adenine dinucleotide binding. The transcript is spliced from 4 exons. The coding region runs from base 454 to 2322 and encodes 622 amino acids. NCBI's taxonomy places the organism in Eukaryota, Metazoa, Arthropoda, Insecta, Ephemeroptera, Baetidae. The record is from RefSeq and is a predicted model, not a curated record.
UGACGUCAUUGAAAUGCUGCGUUGCUGCUGGCGUCUUUUAUUUUAUCCGUGAUCCGUGUCUGUGAGCUGUGAGAGUUGGUUGCGAAUUCCGAAGUGAUCGUUCAGCGCAUCGAGGCUCACAAACUUUGUCUUAAAAUCGAUAUUCCGGUUAGAGCCGAAGAAACCAGACUGUCCAGUGUGUCCUGUCCAGUUGACUUUGAGCAGUGUUUGCAGGCAACGGUUGUUGUGCAGCGGUUUGAAGGAUCCAACUUCUUCUCCCUCGCACGUGCAGCGAGAACACGUGGAAAUUCGAUGACGGCAGACAAAAGACGCUGAAGAGGAGGAGGAGAUGCUGCCCCUCUCCUGGUGCUCCUGAGAGCCGCGGUCUCAGUCGACGGACUCGUCCGUCAGUGUGUUGCUGCGUUGAGGACCAAACGGCGCGCUUGUCGAACACACCGUCUGCACACUCAAGUGAUGGACUGUAACUGCCCUGUGACGACGGUAGGGCCGAGCCUGGCCUCCGUGUGCGGAGGGGCUCCGUUCAUGCUGUUCAUGGGCCUGCUCGAGGUUUUCAUUCGCUCGCAAUGUGACCUCGAAGACCCGUGCAGGAGACCAGGGCCGACGCCACCGCAGCUCGGAGGGCGAUUGUUGCUCGAUCCACCUCAUUACGACUUCAUUGUUGUCGGAGGCGGCUCGGCCGGAUCCGUCGUGGCUGCCAGACUGUCCGAAGUAGCCAACUGGAACGUGCUCCUCAUUGAAGCCGGCGGCAACGAGCCAACUGGCGUUCAGGUUCCUUCAAUGUUCCUCAACUACUUGGGCAGCGACAUCGACUGGAAGUACCACACCGAGCCGGAGGACAACGCGUGUUUGGGCGAAGAGGGCCGCAAGUGUUACUGGCCUCGCGGCAAAGUUCUGGGCGGCACCAGCGUCAUCAACGGGAUGAUGUACAUGCGCGGCAGCCGGAGGGACUUUGACCAGUGGGCCGAGGCGGGCAACAACGGCUGGUCCUACAACGAGGUGCUGCCCUACUUCCUCAAGUCCGAGGACAACCAGCAGAUGGACGAGAUGGACCGCGGGUACCACGCGACCGGCGGCUACCUCACGGUCACGCGCUUCCCGUACCACCCGCCGCUGUCCUACGCCAUCCUCGAGGCCGGACGCGAACUCGGCUACGACACGCGCGACGUCAACGGCGAGAAACACACCGGCUUCAUGAUCGCGCAGACGACGUCGCGCAACGGCUCGCGCCUCAGCACGGCCAAGGCCUUCCUGCGUCCCGUCCUCAACGAGCGGCCCAACCUGCACGUCCUGCUCAACUCGACGGCCACCAAGAUCCUCAUCGACCCGUCCAACAAGCGCGCGUACGGCGUCGAGUUCCUCCGAGACAACGUCACGCACCGCGUGUACGCCCGCAAGGAAAUCGUCGUCAGCGGCGGCGCCGUCAACUCGCCGCAGAUCCUCCUCCUGUCCGGCGUCGGCCCCAAGGAGGACCUCCAGCCCCUGGGCGUGCCCGUCGUCCACGAUCUGCCCGGCGUCGGCCGCAACUUGCACAACCACGUCGCCUACUUCGUCGGCUUCACCAUGAACGACACGGACACGAAACCCCUCAACUGGGCCACCGCCAUGGAGUACCUCUUGUUCCGCGACGGUCUGAUGGCCGGCACGGGCAUCUCCGAGACCACCGCCCUGGUCAACACCAAGUACGCCGACCCUGCCGCCGACCACCCCGACCUGCAGCUCUUCUUCGGCGGCUACCUCGCCGACUGCGCCAAGACCGGACAGGUCGGCGAACUGGGCGGCGAGAACGUCAACUCGUCGCGCUACAUCGUCAUGUUCCCCGCGCUGCUGCACCCCAAGUCGCGAGGGCAGAUCAAGCUGAAGACGGCCAACCCCACGGACGCUCCGGCCAUCUACGCCAGGUACCUGACCGAGCCCGAGGACGUGAAGCGGCUGGUCGAGGGCGUCAAGUUCGCCGUGCGCUUGGGAGAGACGCAGGCGCUGAAGCGGUACGGCUUCAAGCUGGACACGACCAAGGUCAAGGGUUGCGAGCAGUUCACGUUCAACACGGACGCCUACUGGGAGUGCGCCGUGCGCUUCAAGACGGGCCCCGAGAAUCACCAGGCCGGCUCCUGCAAGAUGGCGCCGCCCUCCGACCCUGACGCGGUCGUCGACAGCGAGCUCAGGGUGUACGGCGUGGCCGGACUCAGGGUGGCCGACGCCUCCAUCAUGCCCACGGUCACCAGCGGCAACACGAACGCGCCGGCCGUCAUGAUCGCCGAGAAGGCCGCCGACUCCAUCAAGGCCACUUGGUUAUCCAGGAAAACGUACACCAAGGAAGUCUAAAGAAGUCAAGUGUUUUUUAUAUUUUAGUUCGUCCCCAACUUGCUUCAAGCCAUUUUUUUCUACAUACAAAACACUUUGAGGAAUUUAUUAUUUAAAAAGGUAGUGUUAUUAAUUUAAUUUUAUAAAAGACUCUCUUCCUCAUCGACUUCAUAUUACACUGUACAGCCUUUAAAAAUUAAUUCUCAACAAGCAUUAUUAUUUGCUCUUCUCAUUUUUGCGCACAAAAAUCUGAAAGGAGCACCAGUUAAUUUAUAUAAAUUUAAUUUCAUGAGGAUUCUCUUUGCACUCUCACUGAAAUUAGCUUUUGUUCUGCACAUAAAUAAACCUCCAUAUUCACGCCGCGAUAGUCCUGAUCUGGUAUGCGUGCAAUGCGCGAGGCGUAAUUAUUUCCGUUGCCUAAUUGUUCCGAUUGUGUACAUGGGCUUUUGCGUACACACAAUAACAUUAUUAAAACCAACUCACUAUUUAUUUAAUGGCAGAAUUAGGCUAGGAUUACCGGCGAAAUUUAAAAAGGUAAUUCCGCCAUGCUAUUACCCAUACAAAGUGAAAGUUGUCAGAGUGGUUGUUACACAAAGCAACCAUUAUUAAAUCUUUGUAUAAAUUAUACACAUUUUUACAUAUUACGAAACUGUCCUUAUCUUUUUGUGAUAAUGUUAGUAUUUGUUUUUUGCCUCCCAUCCGAUCCUGUUCAAUAACUCUGUGUUUUUUGUCCAUUAAAAUCAUUACUUCAUCUUAAAUACAAA